AUGGGUCGAGGAAACACAGGUGCUACCGAUCAUCAAAAGUUUCCAGGAAAUUUGGUCUCUUCUUCACUCACAAGACCAGAUCUAAGUUUGGAAACCCUCCACGAAGGAUCAGCUGUGUGGAUCAUUCCAGAGUUUUUGUCUUAUGAAGAAUGCAAUCACUGGAUCAAGUUUGCCGAAAAGUCUGGUGGUCUCGAAUAUACGGCACAUCCUGCCUCCAUGUACAUUGCGCAUCGCCAGUGUUACCGAAUGCAAGACGAAUCCAAUACUGAAAUUGCCAACAAGCUGUAUUUGCGACUGUUGGCUUCUGGUAUUCUCGACCAAGUGAAACAAGAACUAUCCCAACACGCUUCCAAAUCCAGGUAUAGCCGAAACGACAAGUUCGAAACUCCAACUGGUUUCAACCCUAACAUUCGAUUGUACAAGUAUACAAAGGGACACUCUUUUGGCAAACAUGUUGACGGAGCCGAUCAAAUUCAAGGAAUGGGCCAAACAGAGAUCACAGUUCUCAUUUACCUCAGUGAGUGUGGCGGAGGAGCAACUCGGUUUUACCCUCCAUUUCAAUCGAGCAAAAAGAAGAAGAAAAAGAACCAGAAAGAGGUCGAGUCUUUUGCCUUUGAUCCAAAACCAGGGACAAUGCUACUACACGUACAUGGCGAUGAUUGUUUGGAACACGAAGCAGACGAAGUUACUGAUGGUAUCAAGUAUGUUCUACGGACAGAUGUUGUCUUUGCCUAG
Cylindrotheca closterium is the source of this 735-nucleotide messenger RNA. The record is from the annotation of a GenBank genome assembly. Lineage: Eukaryota; Bacillariophyta; Bacillariophyceae; Bacillariales; Bacillariaceae.